This is a messenger RNA of Macrosiphum euphorbiae (potato aphid), 1620 nucleotides long. Lineage: Eukaryota; Metazoa; Arthropoda; Insecta; Hemiptera; Aphididae. The record is from the annotation of a GenBank genome assembly.
AUGAGUAACCAUAGCCAUCACGUUGAUGGAGUUGGGAGAUUUUCCAUGUUAGCACAAGGCGCAUUAGACGAAGUUCCUUCAGAUAUUACUGUUGGUGUAAGAAUAUCAGAAAAUGAUGAGUCACCAGUAACAUUUGAAGAAGCACAGGAUGAGUCUGGAACUGGAACAUAUCAAAUUGUAUUAUUGGUAGUAUGUGGUUUAGUGAAUAUGUCUUGUGCUAUAUCUACGACAGCUGUGUCAUUUAUUUCACCUGCGGCUGAAAUAGAUUUCGAUUUAAAUUCAACUACCAAAGGAAUAUUAAAUGGAGCGCCGUUUCUUGGAAUGGUAUUAGGAGCAUAUUUCUGGGGUGUUUUUGGUGAUUUAAAAGGAAGGCGACUUGUUAUCUUGGGAUCAAUGGGAAUGGAUACAUUCUUUACUAUACUUUCAUCCUUGGUACAGCAUGUUGAAUUGUUUUUCAUACUCAGAGUAGGGAAUGGAUUUGCUAUUAUUGGCGCUACUUGUAUGGUUUACGUGUACUUGGGUGAAUUUUUAACACCUUCCAAAAGAGACAGUUAUCUACUUUUUCUUGAAUUAUUUUGGGCUUUAGGAAUGCUGAUUGGGCCAGCUUUAGCUAUGGUGAUAAUUCCUAGCAACAUGGUUUUAAUUUCAACUGAAUAUUUCAAAUUUAAUGCUUGGAGAAUUUUUAUACUGUUAACGUCAAUACCAAGUUCAAUUUCAUUCAUAUUGAUUUACCAAUACCCAGAUACACCACGUUUUUUAAUGUUUCGAGGUUAUAUAAUUAAGUCCAGAGAAGUUCUUGAACAAAUUUAUUUAGUGAACAACAAAUUUACAACUGUACCUUAUCCGGUGCAAGUUUUCACUCAAACCCAUUCAGCCGUUUGGUUUGAUACAGGAUUUAUUGGAGGCAUACCGUUCAUGAUAAAUGUUAAAAAAAGAAUAACUGUUCUAAAAAAUGGUCACUUAACAUUAUUAUCUAAAUAUUUCAGAAAUAUCAUCGUGGCUUGUAUUAUAGAAUUUUGUAUAAUGGCAUCAUAUAUUACUAUUCUAGUAUGGGUACCUGAAUUGUUUUCUAGAUACUCUAAUUACAAACUACAAAAUUCAGAUGGUGUAAACUUAUGUACGGCUUCAGAAUGGCAUUUAAAAUACGAUAAGUUGUAUGCUGCACACGCAGUUUCAGGCAAUGCUUAUUUCGCUGCUUCAGUUGUGGCAUCUUCUACAAUACCUUUAGUACUAAUUACUGGGAUCAUAAUUAAAUAUGUUGAUAAAAAGAAAUUGCUAUUUAUGACUUGUGGAAUCCCAGCUAUAUUCGCAUCACUGGUCACAAUAACCCAUGAUGAUCUACAAGCAGAAUUAUUAUGUUGCCUAUUCGAAGGAUUAACUUCAUUAACAGAACCCAUUAUAUUUUGUACUAUUGUUGAACUAUUUCCCAGUAAUGUGAGAGGAGUGGCAUUUUCAAUGAUUGUGAUGAUUGGUCGACUAGGUGCUAUAUUUGGAAUAGUUGUUUUUGGUAUAUUGAUAGAUAAAAGUUGUUAUAUGACUUUUUAUGGCUUAGCUUUAUUAGUAUUAAUUGCAUUUAUAGCAGUGUCAUUUCUACCCAAACUAAAAAUUGGUGGUCAUUAG